This is a messenger RNA of Jaminaea rosea, 505 nucleotides long. RefSeq lists its product as hypothetical. NCBI's taxonomy places the organism in Eukaryota, Fungi, Basidiomycota, Exobasidiomycetes, Microstromatales. Gene Ontology annotation, molecular function: ubiquitin protein ligase activity. Gene Ontology annotation, cellular component: cytoplasm; U2-type catalytic step 1 spliceosome; Prp19 complex. The record is from RefSeq and is a predicted model, not a curated record. Gene Ontology annotation, biological process: protein ubiquitination; DNA repair; mRNA splicing, via spliceosome. The transcript has 2 exons. Bases 42 to 371 code for a protein of 109 amino acids.
CAUCCGCUUCUUCUUCCUUGCAACACGUCGCGACCAUCACCAUGUUCUGCGCGAUAUCCGGCGGACCGCCGCAGGUCCCUGUGAUCUCAGUCAAGUCCGGCCUCGUCUACGAAUCCCGGCUGAUUCGCAAGUACAUCGACGAGAAUGGCAAGGAGCCCACGACUGGUGAGCCCCUCAAGGAGGACGAGCUCGUAGAGGUCAAGGCCAGUAAGUACCAUGAUGAUGAGUUCGGCGCGCGUGAUGAAAACUUCAAAACAAAAAUACAUUAUCAACUAGAAGCUGUUGAUGAGCCUCGAGAGGGGCGUGGAUUUGAUCAAGACCUUCUGAUGCCAGCGAGAUGGGGCGAGGCGAGCAACAGUCACAACGUAUGAUCGCAGAGCUGACCAUCUACUCUUGCUCAAAUACCCGUAGACCCUCGUACAAUCGCCCCUCGUCCCCCCACACUCUCGUCAAUCCCGGCCCUCCUCUCCUCCCUCCAAAACGAGUAUGAUGCUAUCAUGCUCGA